AUUCGAUCUAAGUCGUGUUUACUCGCAAAAAAGUCAAAAUGGCGGCUGAGUCAGGAUUCUAAAAUAUUUUCUCGAAUUUUACAGAAUUAUGUGGUAUUGAGCCCACAUAAGUUAUUAAACCAUGCGAAGGUCGAGGGGUCCCAACUCUAAUUCUUCAAAUAGCGCUAAUUCCGGCGGUUCAACUGCGACGACCAAUAGCUCAGCCGCCGGUACUGUACCAUCUCUUUUGAAAGAACUUCAUUCAUUGGUCCUUCAAAUACAGGAAGAGAGAAACCGCAGUGAGCAUAAUUUGGGCAACAUUGCAAAGACGCACGAGAAAAUGAAGACAGAGGGAAAAGUUUCAUCGUACUUUAAGACCAAGCUAAGGGGUCUGUACAAGACUGCAAUGUCCGAUGCGGAGGCAGAGGCUGACAUCAUCCGAAAAACUCUGGACAAGAUCGCCAUUAUCAAAGCAUUGCGCAGUGACCGGAGAUCUGCCAGGGGUGGCAUGUCAAGUGGCCAGGGCUAUCAAGACACAGGGGAACCUAGGAAAGCAAUGAGGCGUGGUGUCCUGAUGACUAUGCUGCAGCAGGCUGCGUCACAGCUCCCCAUGAUGAUUGGCAAGUCCUCGGAAAGCCCUCCCCCUCUUUGUGGUGCUGUACCGGCUGAACCAAACUACAUUGCACAACCAGGAGAUCAUGUAGCUGCUCGUGUUAAGACUUCAGACGGAGAAGAGCAAUGGAUCCUGGCUGAAAUUGUAUCAUUUAACCCUGGAACUAACAAAUAUGAUGUAGAUGACAUUGACGAAGAAGGAAAGAAUGGCAAGGAACGUCAUCACCUGAGUAGACGACGGGUUGUGCCCCUCCCAAAAAUGAAGGCUAACCCUCAGACCCACCCAAAUGCACUGUUCAAGAAGGACCAGGUUGUAAUGGCGCUGUACCCACAGACAACAUGCUUCUACAAGGCUUGGAUUCACGAACCACCAACUAGACCACAAGAUCACUACUCAGUGUCAUUUGAAGACACCUCGUACGCUGAUGGCUUUGCACCACCUCUCCACGUGCCCCAAAGAUAUGUGGUGGUGGUGAAAGAAACCAAGAGAAGAUAAACAACAAAGAUCAUUUAUGUAAACUAUAAUAUAGCAGGGACCAUUAAAAGUAGUACCCUUCCACCACCCCCCCCCCCCUCUCUCCCACCACCACCACAAAAGGGGCUAAUUUGGUUCCUUCUAUACUACUUGCACUUGUAUGCUGAUGGCUUCGCACCACCUCUUCACAUGCCCCAAAGAUAUGUGGUAGUGGUGAAAGAAAUCAAGAGAAGAUGAACAACGAAGAGUAUUUCUGCUAGUUAUUCCAUAACUCAAACCUUCCUCUAAGUCGUAUCUCUUUUUCUUCAUGUACUUUUUUUUACGAAAUAAAUCUUACAGUAACCAAACAAACAAAGCACAACAUACAUAUUUUUGACAGAUAACAAAGUCAGCACAUUAGGUCAUAAGGACCACUGUUAUUAACUAACACAGACUUCCUGACUGGGAGUAUUCCCUCAAAGAUUUUGCCAUGCUGCUUGGCAACCUUAUUUGCUUACUUUACAAAACCCUCAAGGUGGUCAAGGUAACAAUAAACGAAAAGGUUUGAGGGUUUACUCAGGGAUCCAGAGCCUCCAUGAGGCAUGGCUUUCAAAGAAACACAUAACAUUAACAAUACACUGCACCAAAAUUUGUUUAAUGUUUUUCAAGCAAUGCAUAAGAUAUGUACAUUCUUACGGAUUAUCGACAAAGCUAGUUAGAUUGGGAUGCAUUUAUGGAGAUGAAAAGCCAGACUGAAUUUUUAAAAGGAAAUCAUCACAUUUUAACUUUGACCCAGCCAAUAUGGUUGCUGUGUAAUCCAGAAUCCAAAAUUUAUUUCUUUCUCUAAAGAAGGAAGGGACUACAGUCAUGGUUCUUUGGAAAUGGGAGAGCUUCGGCAUGUGGUCAAGGGCCAACUCGAAAAAAAAGAAAAUUGGAAAAAAACGAGCCCUGUAUAUUUUGUUAAUAUUGUGCCAAGAAUAAAAGCUGCAAAUAUCUAUUA
Molecule: messenger RNA, 2045 nt
Organism: Nematostella vectensis (starlet sea anemone)
Lineage: Eukaryota; Metazoa; Cnidaria; Anthozoa; Actiniaria; Edwardsiidae
Product: SAGA-associated factor 29
Exons: 11
Coding region: 122-1087 (321 amino acids)
Cellular component (GO): SAGA complex
Source: RefSeq, a predicted model, not a curated record